AGCGAUAUUGCGAAUAAUUCGAAGCGCGAUGUAUGCACCAGCUAAGGGACAAUGAAGCGAAACUUAAUUAGCUGGUUUAAGUUCCUGGCCUUAGCGGCGUUUACCGUCUUCCUCACGACCCUCAUCUUUCGACUGCUUCGAACGCCUCGUUCGCGUGGAUCCUUGGUGCAGAUGAAUAUCGAAGAUGGUAGGAAGAUGGCAGCGGUCGCGCGGUCUCCUUUGAAGCAGAUGUUAGAUGAGAAAGUGGAUUGGCACGAUUACGAGGGGAUUAGGGAGGAGCUGAAGAGAACGGGUAUUGGGGAACAAGGUAAAGCCGCAAUGCUCCCACCGUCGUUGGAUUUAAUUAAGUUUAAGCUUUACGAGGUAAAUGGCUUUAAUGCUGCUCUAAGUGAUCAAAUAUCAGUCAAUAGAUCCAUACCUGAUAUUAGACAUCAAAAUUGCAAAAAGAAAAAGUAUUCGAAAAAUCUUGAUUCCGUUUCCGUAAUAGUUUCUUUUCAUAAUGAACAUUUUAGUACUUUGAUGAGAACCUGUUGGAGCGUUAUCAAUCGUUCGCCACCUAAUCUGCUGCAAGAAAUUAUUUUGGUCGACGAUGCGAGCACGAAACUGCAGCUGAAAGAUAACUUGGACGAAUACGUAAAGAAAAAUUUGCCUAAAGUGAAGAUAAUAAGAUUGUCGGAGCGCUCUGGUCUUAUAAGGGGCAGACUAGCCGGUGCGGAAAAGGCAGUGGCUAAGAUUCUAGUUUUCCUCGAUUCUCAUAGCGAAGCCAAUGUCAAUUGGCUACCCCCUUUGCUGGAGCCAAUAUCAAGAGAUUACAAGACUUGCGUGUGUCCGUUCAUCGAUGUCAUUGCUUACGAGAGCUUUGAGUAUAGAGCGCAAGACGAAGGCGCCAGAGGGGCAUUCGAUUGGGAAUUGUAUUACAAGAGAUUGCCCUUGCUCCCCGAGGACAUGAAAAAUCCUACCGAGCCAUUUAAAAGUCCAAUAAUGGCUGGUGGAUUAUUUGCCAUUAGUGCCAAAUUCUUUUGGGAACUAGGUGGCUACGAUCCGGGCUUAGACAUUUGGGGUGGCGAGCAGUACGAGCUCUCGUUUAAAAUUUGGCAGUGCGGUGGACAAAUGUACGAUGCACCGUGCUCGAGAGUCGGACACAUUUAUCGAAAAUUUCCGCCUUUUCCAAAUCCCGGUCACGGCGACUUUCUUGGUAAAAAUUAUAGAAGAGUGGCCGAAGUGUGGAUGGACGAGUAUGCCGAGUUCAUUUAUCGAAGACGGCCUCACUUGAAAACCAUAGAUCCUGGCGAUUUAACGGAGCAAAAGGCUCUGAGAGAGAAAUUACAGUGUAAAUCUUUCAAGUGGUUCAUUGAAAAUAUUGCUUUUGAUCUAGUUAAGGUUUAUCCUCCAAUCGAGCCCGAUGAUUUUGCUCAUGGAGAAAUAAGAAAUAUCGGGGCGCCAAAUCUUUGCUUGAACAUUAAAGGCGAGAUAGAGGAGGAGGAAGUUGUAGUUGAUAUUUGUAAAAAAGAUAAUACAAACGUUAAAGGGGACCAAGAAUUUCAAUUGACCUGGCACAAAGAUGUUCGACCGUAUAAACGCACCGAGUGCCUGGACGUUUCGAAAGGAGAUGAAAAGUCACCGGUAACUCUGUAUCCGUGCCAUGGCAAGCAAGGGAAUCAACUUUGGCGUUACAAUGUCGAGAAACAGUGGCUGAUUCAUGGACACGGAUAUAGAUGUCUAGAUACGGAUCCAGCGCAGAAGAAAAUCUUUGUCACAAAUUGCGACGAUGCAUCUUCUACUCAAAAGUGGCGAAUAGAGCAUGUGAAUAUGAAAGCAAUGAAUCAUUGGGAAUACGUUACUGUGUAGAAUUAUAUUAUUAUAAAAUUGCCAUACUUGUAACUAGUCAUUGUUUUGAUAAUAACAAAGAAGAAAAUUAUAUUUUUUUCUUUAAAAAAAAAAAAUAUAUUUGAAAUACUUGCCAAUGAUCGUUUGAUCUAAUAGUUUGAGCGAGCUUGAUUUAGAAUAUAAUUGGCAUCGAUAUUCCAAUAAACAAAUGUGCCUUACAAGAUACUAAUUGAAAAUAUAAAAAUGCUUGUAAGAGAAUGCUUUUAAUUAAAAAAAAAAAAAAAAAAAUGAGCAUCUUGUUUAUUUAGACUAAUUUUAAUGAGAUAAUCACACGUCUUCUUAAUGAUGGUUACAUACACUUAUUGAUUUUAUUAUUUUACUCAACUGAAAUUAGUAUAAAAUAAUGUUGCUACACUUUUGGUUAUGAGUUUUCAAAAGGCAAAGGUCGUGCAUAAGUUUUUAUCGAUUAAUAUUAAUUGUAGUAGAAAGGAUCUUAUAAAGAUCCUUCUUAAAAGUAUUUUAUUAUUUGUUAUCUUUCCUUAUAAGGUCUAUUUAUAAUUCUAUUAAAGGUGUAGGAAUUGAUAGGUAUAUUGUUAGACUAAAGAGAAGGGUUUUAUUAUAUAUUUAAUUUUAAAAGUUUGUUUA
This is a messenger RNA of Ceratosolen solmsi marchali, 2472 nucleotides long. Its product is annotated as Polypeptide N-Acetylgalactosaminyltransferase 6. The record is from RefSeq and is a predicted model, not a curated record. The coding region runs from base 52 to 1848 and encodes 598 amino acids. Gene Ontology annotation, biological process: protein O-linked glycosylation. Gene Ontology annotation, molecular function: polypeptide N-acetylgalactosaminyltransferase activity. NCBI's taxonomy places the organism in Eukaryota, Metazoa, Arthropoda, Insecta, Hymenoptera, Agaonidae. Gene Ontology annotation, cellular component: Golgi apparatus. The transcript has 2 exons.